This is a messenger RNA of Dinoponera quadriceps, 550 nucleotides long. Its product is annotated as EF-hand calcium-binding domain-containing protein 2-like. The coding region runs from base 19 to 483 and encodes 154 amino acids. NCBI's taxonomy places the organism in Eukaryota, Metazoa, Arthropoda, Insecta, Hymenoptera, Formicidae. The transcript has 4 exons. The record is from RefSeq and is a predicted model, not a curated record. Gene Ontology annotation, molecular function: calcium ion binding.
CUUGCAUUUCUUUAAAUUAUGUAUACAGUGUCCGAGCCAACGUUGUUAGAAAGAAGACUGUGUGAGGCAUUUGAUGUAUUUGACAUUACAAGAAGUGGAGAAGUAGAUGUUAGAGACCUGGGAACUAUAAUCAGAGCAUUAGGAUGUGUCAUCACCGAAGCUGAGUUGCAAGAAAUACAAGUAGAAGUCGAGGACGUUGAGAAUAACUGUGUGCCGCUAAACAGAUUUGUAGAAUACAUGCGUAAAGCGAUUAAUGAACGCAAGUUUAAGCCAGCAGAUCCUGAAGAUUUGUUGAGAGCAUUUCAAUUAUUAGAUCCUGAAAAUCGCGGAUACAUUAUGAGAAAUGAUUUAGAAAAACCAAUAAUGGAAAUUGGAGAGCCAUUUACAAAAGAAGAAGUGGUCGACAUGAUGGCUGUAGCCUGUGACGCGGAAACUGGGAAAAUUAAUUACGAGCAUUAUAUCAACCUGCUAAUUGUGGAAUAAACGGAAAAAGAACACUCACGAUAUGUUCUAAUCCUUCUUGCACAGAGUGGUCUCUGGAAUACACCAU